AUGUACAAACACGCCCAGAUACACACACACGUACACGCACACGCCCAGGCCUUUGCGUGGCAUGCACGAGUGCUGAAUGGUGUGUUGGGGGGUGCUCGCACACUCACACGCACACGCGGAUAUGCAGCGGACGUACAAGGCUUCCCUUACACACAGGUGCACAGACACAUGCGGUCGAGCUUACACUUGGGGUGUGGGUAUAGGCCUGGAGGGUGUGGAGGGGAUGGUACGGGAGUUGUGGUAGGUAAGCCGGGGAAUGUCCUGGAAUGUGAUGCGGGAAUACCGGGACGGCAGGCGUUGGUGGCAAGUAGUGUGCACGCUGUGAACGUGUCUGAGCCACGCCGGCGGUAUACGAACGGGGCACAUACACAGCAACAUACACAGGCACUUACACAGGUACAUACACAGCACCAUACACAAGCACACACACAGAAAACACAUAUACAAUCACAGGCUCAUGCAUUAUCAGACACAAGCACGAGUGCGUAUGAACACGCAGCAACAACGCAAGAUAUACCCUCACCCCCCGCCGACCCCAAUCUCGACCCAGCCCACCACUACAGCACCACCAGCCCAACCCAACGCCGCAACUUGCGAGAUAUACUAUACCUACUAGACUGCACCCGAGCAGCAGGCUACACCCCUCCCGGCCUCAUCCCGCUCCUGGCACGCGUGGAU
Sphaeroforma arctica JP610 is the source of this 678-nucleotide messenger RNA. RefSeq lists its product as hypothetical. The record is from RefSeq and is a predicted model, not a curated record. The transcript has a single exon. The annotation marks the transcript as partial. NCBI's taxonomy places the organism in Eukaryota, Ichthyosporea, Ichthyophonida.